Molecule: messenger RNA, 1593 nt
Organism: Peronospora farinosa
Lineage: Eukaryota; Oomycota; Peronosporomycetes; Peronosporales; Peronosporaceae
Source: the annotation of a GenBank genome assembly
AUGUUGGUUCUAUUUGAGACAGCUGCGGGUCAUGCGCUUUUUAAAGUACAUGAUGAAGCCAAGUUGGCUAGUGUUGAUGAUGUUUACAAGCACUUUUCGACUCCUGAGAAGGCUGCCAAAGUGCUGAAACUUAAAGGUUUCAAUGCAUUUAAAGACACGACCGAGGCCGUGGCUGCUGCUACGGACAUGGUAGACAGUAAGAUGGGCAAGACACUCAAGAAGUUUCUCAAGAAAAAUGUGGUGGAUGCUGGUCUGAAGGAUAAACUCGCCGUUUCAGACAAGGCACUUGGUGCGCUCAUUAAAGAAAAACUCAGCAUUGCGUGCGUCAAUGAUAGUGCCGUGAACGAGGUAAUGCGCUGCAUUCGCGCCAACAUGGACACACUUAUUACUGGUCUAGAGGACGACGACUUGAAAGCCAUGACGCUUGGUCUGUCACACUCUCUUUCUCGCUAUAAACUCAAAUUUAGCGCCGAUAAGGUAGACACGAUGAUUGUACAGGCAAUUGGUCUACUUGAUGAACUGGACAAGGAGAUUAAUACGUACUCGAUGCGUGUUCGUGAGUGGUUUGGCUGGCACUUUCCUGAGAUGGGCAAGAUUGUCUCGGACAAUUUGCAGUAUGCCAAGUGUGUACUCAAGAUGGGGUUACGUUCGAACGUCAAGAAUCUCGAUUUCUCAGACAUCUUGUCGGAAGAUGUGGAAGCUUCAAUGCGUGAAGUGUGUGAGGUGUCCAUGGGAACGGACAUUUCACAGGAAGAUGUGACCAAUAUCUCUGCUCUUUGUGAGCAGGUUAUCUCUCUAACGGAGUACCGUGCUCAGCUGUUUGAUUACUUAAAGAACCGGAUGAACGCCAUUGCCCCGAACCUUACCGUUAUGGUUGGUGAGCUUGUCGGUGCCCGUCUUAUUGCUCAUGCUGGCAGUUUGAUGAAUCUGGCCAAGCAUCCGGCUUCCACUGUACAGAUCCUUGGUGCCGAGAAGGCUCUAUUUCGUGCUUUAAAGACUAAGCACGACACCCCCAAGUACGGUCUAAUCUACCACGCCUCGCUGAUCGGUCAGACUGCACCCAAGCACAAGGGUAAGAUCUCGCGCGUGCUGGCUGCGAAGACGUCGUUAGCUGUUCGUGUGGACGCCCUGGGCGAUGCCACCGAAGCUACAAUUGGCUAUGACAAUCGUGCCAAGGUGGAGGCUCGUGUGCGGCAGCUAGAGAAUGGUUUCUCGGGCGUACCGAACAGCAACGGCAAGACUAAGAAUGAAGCGAAGAAAUACAAGAAGACGGAGACGAGCACGACGUACAAUGCUGAUGCCGACAUGACAGUGUCGAGCAAGAAGCGUAAGGCUGAAGAUGCUGAGGAGGAGGGGGAGACGCCCAAGGUGAAGAAGGAAAAGAAAGAGAAGAAACACAAGAAAAAGAAGGCUGUCGAGGAAGAGGAAGACAAGAAGGAGAAGAAGAAGAAACACAAAAAAAAAAGAGUGCUGAAGAAUAGAUGCAUAGGCGUGCAGGUGAUCGUCGUCGCUUUAUUCCCGGUUGUAGCUAGACGUAGCUGUAGUUUGGGUUGUCACUUGUCGGCGCCUUUGCUCCUUUUUGUUUCUUUAUAA